Messenger RNA from Rhipicephalus microplus (southern cattle tick), 1146 nucleotides. RefSeq lists its product as uncharacterized. The record is from RefSeq and is a predicted model, not a curated record. Lineage: Eukaryota; Metazoa; Arthropoda; Arachnida; Ixodida; Ixodidae.
GGCACAAAACGCAUGACGAACUUCUUUGUGAAAGAGUUGGCGUGCGGUCGCGUCGGCUCAAGCUACUCAAGAAAGUUUGAAGGAUUGCUGAGGCGGAGAAUUUCACAUAGGUGCAGUAAAAUGCAAUUAUGUUUGAAAAUGCUCAUGGCCUCUUUGAGUUUUGUAGUCGUCAUGUCCCAAGACAGCGAUCCGCCUGUUGUUUCAUCAAUGGACGCAGUGAUAGAAAAGUGUGAACCAGCUACGGAUUACAAAUUUUUCAUCUGGAGACGUAUCUACCAGCCAUGUCAAUAUCUUUGUGCCGGAGGUUUCAUUGUAUUCGAGAACGAAGAUGAUGGAACAGCGUGCUCGACCCUGUCAGUGCCUAACGGAGAGUGCCUAAAUGGCAAGUGCGUCGGCGCAAACAAGACGCCUGAUGCGCCGGGCGUUCCCUCUACAACUGUUUUUGUUGAGGACGCAGUGACAACUUCAGGGAGCUCUAUCGCUGAAAUUCAAACAGCUGGGAGCACAGGUCCCGAUGACACACGCGGUCAGGAGGAAACAGAAGCAACGGAAUUCGCAGCACUGACGUCUACCACGAGUGGCACAACAGAUGAACAUGCAAAUGCUGCUGGUGAAGAAGCCCAAGUGGAUGAAUAUUAUUCAGCAGCACCUUAAAAGUGCAGUUUAAAGCUACAGAUGCGUGUUAGGUAGGUUGCAGAUAAUUUGUAUAGAAAUUCGUGGAAGCUAUUGAUUUAGGGAGCCAGCAGCAGCACAACGCAUAAUAUGGAAGGCUGCCUCUCCACCUCAUUUAACGAAGCUGCGAAGUGUAAGUUAGCGUUUGUAAGUUAGCGUUUGUAUGUAUUGUAAGUUUUGAACCCACUAGCGCAUAAUUAGAUCAUAAAGGUUAGGACCAAUUGUUGAUUUAGAUUAAACAUCUUUUUUGAUAUCGCAUGGUUUAUUCGUCACUGCUCAUAUACACAACAAUAAGACAAUACGGGCAAGUACUUUUUUUUAUUAUAAAAGGCACCAUGUCAUUGCCAAGUAUUGCAAAACUUUUGUAACUGAUUUAUUAAAUUUGUAGCUCAAGAUAUCCUUAAUAUUGAGUCAAACAAGAAAAAACGUGCCCUUCAAUGUACACGUAACUGAUUAAAGUUGUAUACAGCCGUA